Messenger RNA from Triticum urartu, 1857 nucleotides. RefSeq names its product protein disulfide isomerase-like 5-4. Gene Ontology annotation, cellular component: endoplasmic reticulum; COPII-coated ER to Golgi transport vesicle. The record is from RefSeq and is a predicted model, not a curated record. NCBI's taxonomy places the organism in Eukaryota, Viridiplantae, Streptophyta, Magnoliopsida, Poales, Poaceae.
CUUGACACAGCAUUUUCCAGAAAUACAUAAAAGGAAAGCAAUAGAAAUAGAUGGAUACGUAUCCGUGGCUGGACGCAAUUAACAUCGCAGGCAAGGCAGCGGUACUCUGGACUCCGGGAGGUAGGAGGCGAUCUCUCCGCACCCGGCAGAUCCGACCACCCGGCGCGCUGCCACGUCGUCAUCAUCGGCAGCCAUGAUCUCCUCGAGCAAGCUGAAGUCCGUCGACUUCUACAGGAAAAUUCCUAGGGAUUUGACGGAGGCAUCACUAUCUGGUGCUGGAUUAUCCAUAUUUGCAGCACUGGCAAUGGUGUUUUUGUUUGGAAUGGAGCUGAGUAGUUACUUAGCAGUCAAUACCACCACAUCUGUAAUUGUUGACAGGAGUUCAGAUGGGGAGUUCUUACGGAUAGAUUUUAACUUGAGCUUUCCUGCGCUUUCAUGUGAAUUUGCAUCAGUUGAUGUCAGUGAUGUGCUGGGAACAAACAGACUAAACAUAACGAAAACUGUUCGCAAGUUUUCAAUUGAUCGGAAUUUAGUACCUACUGGAUCUGAGUUCCAUGCUGGACCUAUACCCACUGUCAACAAACACGGAGAUGAUGUUGAAGAAUACCAUGGUGAUGGUUCAGUUGCCUUGUCCUCUCGCAAUUUUGAUAGCUAUUCUCACCAGUACCCUGUUUUGGUUGUCAACUUUUAUGCCCCCUGGUGUUAUUGGAGCAAUCGUCUGAAACCUUCAUGGGAAAAGGCUGCGCAAAUAAUAAGGGAGAGAUAUGACCCUGAAAUGGAUGGCAGAAUUCUUCUCGGGAAAGUUGACUGCACUGAGGAAGUUGAACUGUGUAAGAGGCACCAUAUACAAGGUUACCCAUCAAUUCGCAUUUUUCAUAAAGGGAGUGAUAUGAAGGAGAAUCAGGGUCACCAUGAUCAUGACUCAUACUAUGGGGAACGUGAUACCGAAAGUUUAGUCGCGGCAAUGGAAACAUAUGUUGCAAAUAUUCCAAAAGAGGCCCAUGUGCUUGCUUUGGAAGACAAGUCCAACAAGACUGUUGAUCCUGCAAAGCGUCCUGCUCCAAUGACCGGUGGCUGCAGAAUAGAAGGUUUUGUGCGGGUCAAAAAGGUUCCUGGCAGUGUUGUAAUAUCAGCUCGAUCUGGUUCACACUCGUUUGAUCCAUCUCAGAUAAAUGUUUCCCACUACGUCACAACAUUCUCAUUUGGCAAAAGGCUCUCAUCAAAGAUGUUCAAUGAACUGAAAAGACUAUUUCCCUAUGUUGGCGGACACCAUGAUAGAUUAGCUGGUCAGUCUUACAUCGUUAAGCAUGGUGAUGUCAAUGCAAAUGUUACUAUUGAGCAUUACCUACAAAUUGUAAAGACUGAGCUGGUUACGCUGAGAUACGCAAAGGAGUUGAAAGUGCUUGAAGAAUAUGAAUACACAGCACACAGCAGCUUGGUGCACAGCUUCUAUGUCCCUGUUGUGAAAUUCCAUUUUGAGCCUUCUCCCAUGCAGGUCCUGGUGACUGAACUUCCAAAAUCGUUCUCCCACUUCAUCACAAACGUCUGUGCUAUUAUUGGUGGAGUUUUCACGGUGGCCGGCAUACUUGACUCCAUCUUGCACAACACGCUAAGGUUGGUGAAGAAGGUUGAGCUAGGGAAGGACAUUUGAACGAUAGUAGAUCCUCAGAAGCGCUCGAUUCCUUGCGGUUGCCCUAGUUAGUAAUUAUUUUUGUACUGUUAGCAAUUCUUAAUCUAUUAAUUAACAUAUACAGCGGGAGGGGGUUGGUUUGAAUGAUGUGGUCAUGAUAUAACUGGGUACUUCACUGUUCCGCUAAGUAAAUGGGAAUAAAGAGACGCUGGAUCCUUAUAGCUUUA